GGAAGUACUGUAGUAGGGUCCAUACCACGAACAGCUACUUUUGUUUUCUGAGCAUUUAAUGGCCCCUAGAGUACUAAAAAGUAGGUCUCGCAUUGCCUGUCUGUCCGUGUCGAUUUUUAUUAGACAGAUUUCCGAAACUACUAGACCGAUUGUCCUCAAAUUUUAUAUCAUAUGCGGGUGCUUUGAGGACGAAAUGUCAGUGGCUUGUAUAAUCAACAUCUUUUUGUUGGCAUGCUCCAUCACUUUCAUGGGCUUAGGUUCUUCAGUUUUCAGAGAGGAAAGUGAAAUAAUUCCAAGAUUCGCAAGUGCUUCAUUAGGCACUUUUGCUAUAGUCACUGGUUUUUGCAUGCUGAUCUUUUCUAUCUGCGGCGUUUGUUUGGACGACGCGUAUAAGAAUACUUAUUAUGUUUCUGUUGCUAUCCUUAUCAUUCUACAAAUCUUAGCUCUAGCGGCUACUAUUCAAAACAAUGUCUACGUUUAUACUGCUGUCAAAACAGUGUUUGAUGAUUAUGUCCACGAUCCGCAAAGCGAGAACAAUAAAAAAAUUGUUGAUUCUGCUCAGCAAGCUUUUGAAUGUUGUGGAGUUGAAGGUCCACAGUACUGGAUUUCUUCUGGUUUCAAGCAGUAUCCCGCUAGUUGUUACAAACUGAGCUCGACUGAUCAAGAAUUAUACGGUCGGGGAUGCGUAUCUAGCAUUCGAGAAAGAAGGAUGCCAAAAUUCAACGCCCUUGGUGGAAUAGCAGCUAUAUCAGUGAUAUUGGAGGGUCUUGAUGUCAUUUAUUUUUACAUCUCAAAGAAGGGCGAUUCUUCAGAAUCGCGAAAAUUACUUGGCUAAUUGUAAACUGAAAUACAUGCAAUGUUCAUUGCAUAAUUCCAUUAAAAACUUGGUUUUAUUUGCAAAGUUUGUACAAUUUCACAACAAUCCGAAUUUUUUAAGGAAACCGGGCGUGGUAAAAAUGUUAAUAGAAAAUAAUCAGCAAACACCGUUGGCAUUGGAUGAUGAAACUUUUCGAAAAUUAAAGCAGGAGUCACUUAAUAAUACUUUGAAUGCACUUAACAUAGAUGAUUUUAAAGAACUUAUGAGCAAUAUCGAUGGAUGGUUAAGAAAAAAAGACGAGAAGAAUUUAACAAAGAAAAGAGUGCAAGAGACGCAGCAAUAUUAUCCCAAACACUAGAGAAAUGAGUGGAUUUUUGUGACAUGGGUUAUUAAUAGGUCCUCAUAGAAUCACCUUUAUAAAUAAUAGGAUGCGAAUUUUAUUUCUACAAUUUAGUAAUUAUAAUUUUUAUUACUGCUACUAUUACUAUGUAUUUUUCUGUUAGGUAAAGAUGAAUUCUGUUGUUGUAUUUUUUGUUG
This is a messenger RNA of Zophobas morio, 1354 nucleotides long. Its product is annotated as 23 kDa integral membrane protein-like. The record is from RefSeq and is a predicted model, not a curated record. The transcript is spliced from 8 exons. The coding region runs from base 59 to 835 and encodes 258 amino acids. Lineage: Eukaryota; Metazoa; Arthropoda; Insecta; Coleoptera; Tenebrionidae. Gene Ontology annotation, cellular component: plasma membrane.